AAGACUGAUCCUCUUUGCAUUUUAAACACUUUGGAGAUAUUAAAUCAUGUUCCCACUUAUGCUUUUUUCCACCCUUUUUUCUUCCAUAUUUACUGAACCUGGGGAGAAACACUGGAUCUGCAAUUCUUCUGAUGCAAGUAUUUGGUAUUCCUACUGUGAUAAUAUGAAGUACCCUAUUUCGAUUAACAUUCAUCCCUGUUUAACACUGAAGGGACAUCGUGGAUAUUUACAUAUUUUCUACAUUGCAAGAGGAGACCUAAAAAAUUUAUAUUUCAAUCUCAAGUUAUCUUUUAACUCCAUGAAUUUUCUAGAGCGCACACAAGUUAUUUGCAAAGGAGCUGAUGGUGAUUAUUCAUUUUGCAGAGCUCUAAAGGGAGAGACUGUGAAUACAACAAUAUCCUACUCCUUCAAGAGACUACUAUUUUCUAAGGGGCAAUAUAGACUUAUUGUAGAAGCCAUCACUGGAAGUACUGGAGAAAUGCUCUUUUGUUUGAAUUUUAUUAUUAUCCAUCACCCUAACUCCAACUAA
Condylura cristata (star-nosed mole) is the source of this 529-nucleotide messenger RNA. RefSeq names its product lymphocyte antigen 96 (gene LY96). Bases 47 to 529 code for a protein of 160 amino acids. The record is from RefSeq and is a predicted model, not a curated record. Gene Ontology annotation, molecular function: lipopolysaccharide binding; lipopolysaccharide immune receptor activity; Toll-like receptor 4 binding. Gene Ontology annotation, cellular component: lipopolysaccharide receptor complex. NCBI's taxonomy places the organism in Eukaryota, Metazoa, Chordata, Mammalia, Eulipotyphla, Talpidae. Gene Ontology annotation, biological process: toll-like receptor 4 signaling pathway; positive regulation of lipopolysaccharide-mediated signaling pathway; cellular response to lipopolysaccharide. The transcript has 5 exons.